Messenger RNA from Owenia fusiformis, 392 nucleotides. Lineage: Eukaryota; Metazoa; Annelida; Polychaeta; Sabellida; Oweniidae. The record is from the annotation of a GenBank genome assembly.
ACAUACACUAAGAUAGUAAUCCAUCCACAGUAAAACUAUAAAGAAAAAGAAAGAAUGGCAUCCAACGACGAACUUGCUUGCAUUUACAGUGCUCUCAUCCUUGCUGAUGAUGAUGUACAGAUCACCGAUGACAAAAUCAACACCAUCCUGAAUGCUGCCGGUGUAUCAGUAGAACCCUUCUGGCCAACUCUGUUUGCCAAGGCUGUCCAAGGCAUGAACAUUAGGGACUUGGUGUCCAAUGUAGGAAGCGGUGGUGGUGGUGCUGCAGCCCCAGCUGCUGCUGAUGCAGGUGGUGCCCCUGCUGCAGAGGAGAAGAAGGAAGAAAAGAAGGAGGAAUCAUCAGAGGAAGAAGAUGAUGACAUGGGAUUCGGUCUCUUCGACUAAGUUCCUGC